UUCUUCUACUUCUCUUAUCUCCUCACUUCACUUCGCCUGUCUCUCUCUUCGCUCUUCUCCUUCUCCCAAUCCGCAGCGGAAGGAUUAGGGUUUCUGUACACACAGUAAAAAACCCUAAUUUGGCCUGAAAGCUCCCAGAAAUGGCUUCCGCGCAAAUCAAUGUCCUCAGCACAGCGCCCAAUUUCACAACCCCGAGGACGGCGUUUUUUGGCCAGGGACUGGGCAGGACGACGCCGUUGAAGGCGUUUGUGAGCCUUAGACCCAACGGCGUCAGAAGGGUCGGACCGCUCCGGAUAGUCAAUGAGAAAGUCGUGGGAAUCGAUUUGGGGACGACGAACUCGGCCGUUGGGGCUAUGGAGGGCGGAAAGCCCACCAUAGUCACCAACGCUGAGGGUCAGAGAACGACGCCAUCCGUGGUGGCGUAUACGAAGAACGGGGACCGGCUUGUGGGUCAGAUUGCCAAACGACAGGCCGUCGUGAAUCCGGAGAACACCUUUUUCUCGGUGAAGAGGUUCAUUGGAAGGACUAUGUCUGAGGUGGAUGAGGAGUCGAAGCAGGUGUCGUACAAGGUUGUAAGGGAUGCGAAUGGGAAUGUCAAGAUUGACUGCCCUGCUAUCGGGAAGCAGUUCGCUGCCGAAGAAAUUUCAGCUCAGGUGUUGAGGAAGCUUGUGGACGAUGCUUCAAAGUUUUUGAAUGAUAAAGUUACUAAAGCGGUGGUCACUGUGCCUGCUUACUUCAAUGAUUCUCAAAGAACUGCUACAAAAGAUGCUGGCCGCAUUGCCGGGUUGGAAGUUCUUAGGAUUAUAAAUGAACCUACUGCUGCUUCUUUAGCAUACGGUUUUGACAGGAAGAACAGUGAAACUAUCUUGGUAUUUGACCUUGGAGGUGGUACUUUUGAUGUCUCAGUACUUGAGGUUGGUGAUGGUGUGUUUGAAGUGCUAUCUACAUCAGGAGAUACGCAUUUGGGCGGUGAUGAUUUCGAUAAGAGGAUUGUUGACUGGCUUGCUGCAGACUUCAAAAGUAAUGAAGGAAUAGACCUGUUGAAGGAUAAACAGGCUCUUCAGCGGCUGACAGAGACAGCCGAGAAAGCCAAGAUGGAGUUGUCAUCUUUGACUCAGGCUAACAUUAGUCUGCCUUUCAUUACUGCGACUGCUGAUGGGCCGAAGCACAUUGAGACAACCCUUACAAGGGCAAAGUUUGAGGAGUUGUGCUCAGAUCUGCUUGACAGGCUUAGAACACCGGUCGAAAACUCCUUGAGGGAUGCAAAGCUUGCCUGGAAAGAUAUAGACGAGGUGAUACUUGUUGGUGGUUCAACACGUAUACCAGCUGUACAGGAGCUUGUAAGGAAGGUGACAGGGAAGGAACCAAAUGUUACAGUUAAUCCUGAUGAAGUUGUUGCCCUAGGAGCUGCAGUUCAGGCUGGUGUAUUAGCUGGAGAUGUCAGUGACAUUGUGCUUUUGGAUGUGACACCACUGUCAUUGGGUUUGGAGACCCUUGGUGGUGUCAUGACUAAGAUCAUCCCAAGAAACACUACUCUACCUACCUCCAAGUCGGAGGUGUUUUCAACAGCUGCAGAUGGGCAGACAAGUGUCGAGAUUAAUGUCCUUCAAGGGGAAAGAGAAUUUGUUAGAGAUAACAAGUCUCUUGGGAGCUUCCGGUUGGAUGGUAUACCUCCUGCUCCACGAGGGGUUCCUCAAAUUGAAGUCAAGUUCGACAUUGAUGCCAGUGGUAUUCUAUCUGUCGCUGCUGUGGACAAGGGCACAGGAAAGAAGCAAGACAUCACCAUUACUGGUGCCAGUACCUUACCUAGUGAUGAGGUGGAAAGGAUGGUUAGUGAAGCCGAGAGGUUUGCACAGGAGGACAAGGAGAAGAGAGACGCCAUUGACACAAAGAACCAGGCUGAUUCUGUUGUCUACCAGACAGAGAAGCAACUGAAAGAGCUGGGAGACAAGGUUCCAGCUGAAGUUAAAGCAAAGGUCGAGGCAAAACUUGGAGAGCUCAAGGAGACAGUCUCAGGGGGUUCAACUCAAGCCAUAAAAGAUGCCAUCGCUGCCCUUAACCAGGAAGUGAUGCAGCUUGGCCAGUCACUUUACAACCAGCCUGGCACUCCUGGCGCUGGUGCAGGGCCAACUCCACCCGGUGCUGAAGCUGGUGGGCCUUCAGAAUCAUCAUCCAGCAAGGGACCUGACGGAGAUGUUAUUGAUGCAGAUUUCACUGACAGCAAGUGAGGAGGACCGUUGGACAGAAGUUAAGUGCCAUUCUUGCUUAUUUUGUUCAGAUUGAAUGUGUAUGUAAGAAUGAUUUUACUGGGAUGGGAUCGUGGUGUCGGGGGUUAAGGUGUCAUUUUUGUUUUAUGGAGAAUGAGAAACAAUGUCCUUUGGAUGGCAAAGGACUAGUUAGUUGAAAUUAAUUAGGGGACUCGAGAAGAACGAUAACAAAACAAUAGGGCGAUUAGAUCCCUCGCAAAUUGUUUAAGCAUCGAUUGAAUUAAAUGCAGAUGAGCAGCAAACUUGACUGAA
Molecule: messenger RNA, 2519 nt
Organism: Pyrus x bretschneideri (Chinese white pear)
Lineage: Eukaryota; Viridiplantae; Streptophyta; Magnoliopsida; Rosales; Rosaceae
Product: stromal 70 kDa heat shock-related protein, chloroplastic
Exons: 8
Coding region: 141-2228 (695 amino acids)
Biological process (GO): cellular response to unfolded protein; protein refolding
Cellular component (GO): cytoplasm; chloroplast
Molecular function (GO): ATP-dependent protein folding chaperone; ATP binding; heat shock protein binding
Source: RefSeq, a predicted model, not a curated record